Messenger RNA from Cornus florida, 918 nucleotides. Its product is annotated as putative F-box protein At3g23260. The transcript has a single exon. The coding region runs from base 1 to 918 and encodes 305 amino acids. The record is from RefSeq and is a predicted model, not a curated record. Lineage: Eukaryota; Viridiplantae; Streptophyta; Magnoliopsida; Cornales; Cornaceae.
AUGCACGGUUCCAGCAAUGGGCUCAUAUGCUUGUCUAAUGAAGGCACAUGCACCGUAUUCUUAUGGAAUCCAGCACUUAGAAAAUUAAAGACACUCCCAAACUCUCUAAUUUUGGACUCCAAGUCCGAUCAUUUGGCAUUUGGGUUCCAUCCCGGAGUUGAUGACUACAAGGUUGUGAGGAUUUUCUACUGGCACGACAUGGAUAUGCCCUUCAAAGAUCGAUUCCUAAUUGAGGUUUAUAGUCUUAACACGGACUCUUGGAGAAGAAUUGAUGUUGGCCCUUCAUGUUAUAUUUUUCCUCAGAAACCUGCAAUCGUGAUUGGAGCAGUAUACUGGGUUGGAAUGAGGAGACCUGAUGAGGGUGAUUGUUCUCUCCUUAUGCGUUUCGAAAUGGGUGAUGAAGUUUUUGAAAAGGUAGUGCUGCCAAAAAUUGCUCCAAAAUAUCAAUUGGACAUUGCAGUUUUGGAGGAAUCACUGUUUCUUUUCCAAUUUUAUGUUAGUUAUGGAAAUGAAUGGUGUGACAUAUGGACAAUGGAGGGUGGCAAAUUGGGUUGUUGGACAAAACGAUUUACGGUUAAUGUUAAUAUCCCUGACCAAUCUAAUAUCAUUAUGCUAGGCUUGAGAAAGAGCGGUGAACUGCUACAAGUAGAUUCCCUAGAAGAAUUCCUUAAGGGUGAUUGGCUGUUAUCUUAUAAUUUUGAGACCCAAAGAGCUAAAGAUCUAGGAAUCCACGGAUAUUUGGGGACUUAUAGUGCAUAUUCUUAUGUGGAGAGCUUUAUUCAACUUGAUGGUGCAGAGAGUCUUUUUUCCGGCCACUUGAUAAUGGAAAUUGAUUUAGAAAAUGCUUGUGAUGGAGCUAUAUUUACAGGGAACAUCGAUCUCAAGAAGCAAGAAAGGGUAGAAAGAGAGGCCAGAUAA